This is a messenger RNA of Wickerhamiella sorbophila, 927 nucleotides long. Its product is annotated as Target of rapamycin complex subunit LST8. The record is from RefSeq and is a predicted model, not a curated record. The transcript has a single exon. Gene Ontology annotation, molecular function: protein binding. The coding region runs from base 1 to 927 and encodes 308 amino acids. Lineage: Eukaryota; Fungi; Ascomycota; Dipodascomycetes; Dipodascales; Trichomonascaceae. Gene Ontology annotation, biological process: regulation of actin cytoskeleton organization; TOR signaling. Gene Ontology annotation, cellular component: TORC2 complex; TORC1 complex.
AUGGCCGACAAUGAUAUGUCGGUGAUUUUGGCCUCUUCAGGCUACGACCAGACGGUCAAGUUCUGGGAGGCUCUGAGCGGAGUGUGCUCAAGAACUAUACAGCACCAAGAUGGCCAAGUUAACCGGAUGGUCAUCACGCCCGACAAAAAGUACCUGGCGUGCGCAGGCGCACGAACAGUACGACUCUACGACAUCAAAAGCAAUAAUCCUAAUCCUACGGUUACGUUUGAGGGACACACAAACAAUGUUACCGCACUUGCUGUGCAGGCAGAGAGCAAAUGGAUGGUCACGGCGAGCGAGGACGGCACUGUCAAGGUCUGGGAUAUGAGAGCGGCCACUGUUCAGCGCAACUAUCGACACAAAACGCCGGUAAACGACGUGGUGAUUCACCCAAACCAGGGAGAGGUUAUUUCGUGCGACCAGGAGGGCAAUGUGCGCAUCUGGGACCUGGGAGAGAACAUCUGUACCCACCACCUUAUCCCUGAAGAAGACGUUCCGGUCCGCAGCGUGAGUGUGGCAUCCAAUGGCACAAUGCUAGUUGCAGGCAACAAUAACGGCAAUUGCUAUGUCUGGAAAAUGCUCAAUUCCCGAGAUAUUACAUCUCUGCAUCCAAUCACGAGGUUCAGGUCGCACUCAAAGUAUAUCACCAAGGUGUUGUUGAGUCCGGAUGUGAAGCACCUGGCAACCUGUUCAGCAGACCACACGUCAAGGAUAUGGUCCACUGAGAACGAUUUCAAAAUGGAAACCGUGCUUCGCGGUCAUCAACGGUGGGUUUGGGACUGCGCUUUCACGGCGGAUAGUGCAUACCUUGUGACUGCAUGCAGUGAUCACUAUGUACGACUAUGGGAGCUUUCAAGCGGUCAGAUUGCUAGGCAAUACCGCGGCCACCACAAGGGUGUUAUUUCAGUAGCUCUUAAUGACAUUUAA